GAUUCCAACUAUAAGUGUAUUAUAUUCAUUAAUUUUUUUUCGUGAAUUUUGUUAUACAAAAUGAAAUUCCUUUUUUUAUUUUUAUUUUUUUUCUUAUGAAUUUACGUAAUGGAAUUUGUGUGUAGUAAUAAGAUAAUUAUGUGUUACAAAAUGUCAUUAAAUUGACAGAAUAUAUAAUUUCAAUUAUAUAUUUUUUUUAAAAAUUUAUUCUCAAUUUACAAAUGGUAUCAAAAAUUGUAACAUAGUAAAAUUGUGCAAAUGGCUCUGUUGCUAGUGGGUUUGAAUUGGUCUAAGUGUCUUGUAGUGUUCAUGGUUCAAAUCUUUCUAACUACAACUAAACAUUUUACUUUUUCAGAGUUUUUAAGUAUUAUUUUUUGUAAUAUUGAUAAUCUAUAAAAUGAAUUCAAAGAAAUUAAAAAAAAAGAAAGAGGAUAAUUUUCUUUUAAAUUUUAACAAUGAUAAUACAGAAGUUCUUGUUUUACCACCUAAUCUUUUAGAACAAUUAGGUAUUAAUUUGGGAAUUAUACAACCAGAUGUAAAUAAUCCUAUGAAUACUUCAAGUACAGAAACUUUGGACUAUAUAGUUUCAACUGCUCAGAGCGAAAAACAAUGCAUAGCAAUUGAAAAGCCUUAUGUUAAUAACUCUAGCGAAGAAACGUCUUUCCUUAAAAUAGCCAAUUUAAUGAAAGAAUCGGUGCUUUUAAGUCCUACGUUUAAUACAUUAAAGCCUAAUGACGUUUUAGCCGAAGAAGACACAAAUUAUUUAAAUAAUACUGAAAAAUUCAUUGAAGACAAACAAAUGGUUUCUGAUCAGCCCAAUUUAGUUCCAAAUGGCCAUUUAAGAUUACAUACAGAACAAACUAAAGAAUAUCCUCAUACAAAUAAUUUAGAUGUCAUAAUAGCUGAAAAUAAAAAAAUAAACAACAAUUGUGCAAAACUUACGCAAGAACGAAUCUGUGAUACUAUUUCUAAUACGGAUCUAGAAGCAGAUACUUUAAAACGCAUUAGCAAGUCACCCGAUAACUUGAUGUCUUUUGAGAGCUGUGAAUUUACAUUAGAUAAGUUAACAAACAAUAUAAAUCAAAUACCUACAUCAAAACCUAAUAAUAAAAUCAAUGUAUUGUCACAGGAAAUUUUAGAUGCUGAAAAAAUAAAACAACUCAAAAUUUUAAAUUCAGCUGAUACCAAAAUUUUAAAUUCAGCUGAUACAAAAAUCUUAAUUCCGUUGAAAACAGAUACACCAUUGUCUAAGCAUAACAUAAAUAUUACAGAGAAAACUAAUCUAAAAGAAUUAGAAUCGCAAAGUUCUUUCGAUAAAGAGCAACAGAAUAAUAUUAAAAGAAUAAAAAAGAACGAUAAAAUUCAAUGCGUAAGUAAAAAAUUUAUAUCCAGAAAAAGAGAACAUAAAUCAUCACACAAAUUUUAUAAUUCUAGUGGCAAUUUAGUGAAUAUUUCUAAUUCAGUUUCAAAAGAUGAGUUAAACCCCACAGACAAAGAAGAAAUAAACAAUUUAAAUUAUGAUGAUAAAAACAAUCAAAAAUGCUUAGAAAAAUUAGGUUUUGUGAAUAUUACUCACAAAGAGGAUUCAAAUAACGUAACACUAGCAUAUAUAUCCAAAGAUGCAAUAAACAAUAACACUUUUUCUACACCAGUUGAAUCUACAUUAUAUAGCAAGGAAAAUAUUAACGUCGUUCAUAUUCAUGAUCAUGGAUGUGACUGUAGAGAUCAAAAGUUUAAUUCAGAAGAAAAUAUUGUAACAUCGAAGUUAUGUUUACAAGGCGUUGAAAAGCCCGGUGGAGAGUUAGAAUUUUUUACUGUCAAUAGGAAUAUUCCAAUUAUAAAAACUUAUAAAAGUAAAAAGACAAAACCAUGUUAUCCUAAAACAACAACUCUGGAAAACUCUUUAGAAAAUAAUGUUGAUAUUGAUUACAAAUUAAAUGUACAAAAAGAUAAUAUCCAAGUUAUACCUAAAUUUUGUAUAUGUAAAGAUUUCGGUACUUUUCUUGGCUUUAAUUCAGAAGAGGUAGAGCUGGGUUAUGAACAUGUUCAUUUUUUGAAGAAGUCGAAAACAGAUUGCUCAUUAUACGACUUGUUUAGCAUUUCUGAGGAUAAAUGUAGCACAUUUGAAGAAAAUAUAAAUGAAGACAGGAAUAUUCAGAAUCUUGAUGGCCAUUUUAAAGAUAUUGUUAUAAAUGAUCCAUUUGACAAUAAUAUUUGUUGGCAUCACAUUGAAAGUAUUAAUAAAAAAAGUGAUCUAGAUAAUAGUUUAUCAAACGAAUUCAACCAAAAUGCAACAAUAGAACAAGAUGAAUCCUUGAAAAAUAUUUGUUUAGGGACCAAUGAAAACUAUUUACAAACAAAAACUGUUAUUGAUAAAGAAAAUCUUACUGAUGCAUAUAAUAAAUGCGAAAAAGUUACUAUAAAUAAUGCAUUAAACAAAGUAUCUUCGAGAGGCAGUGAUUGUGUAAAUAUAAAAACGACGGUCGAGAUACAUAAUUCGAGUAAGGCAGAGGAACACGAUUCAUGUGAAAAAAUGUUAUUGCAACAGGAUUCAACUGAAAAUGCAUCAAAGAAAAGAAAAAGAAGUUCGAAUAGUCAAUCUAAUGAUCAAAUUUUUUCGAAAAAACAAGUAUUGGAUACCAUUAGAUGUGAAAUUUGCGGUAAUAGAAUAGCAAGGAUAAAAUGGGAAGAUCACAUUUCGAAAAAACAUUGCUUUAUAGCAUGGAAAGAAAGUGAAACCUUUAAUUUCGAAGACAAAAAGUUGCUUCUAAAAUUAAAUUGGAGAUUAAGCGAGACUGGAAAGUUGGUGUGUACGUUUUGUGACGACAAUCAAAAUGACUUACAAAAGUUUAUCGCCCAUGUAAAUGCAUGUAUAAGUAAAAGAAGCUCUGUUAAGAAAUAUGGGACACCAAGCAGAAGACAGGAAAGAAAUAUUGAUAUAGAUCUAUCGGCUUCUCAAAGUAUUUUUUUGGUGACGUGCGGAGUUUGUCAGAGCGAGGUUGAAGAGAAUUUAUGGUUUGAGCAUAUUAGUAAAGAACAUAAUUACUUAGCCUGGGAACAAGGAGCGGAUCCCGUGGAUUGCACGGAUGAAGAAAAGGUUUUAAAUUUUUUGAAAAUAACUAAGAAAACUAUUGGCCCCUUAGAAUGUAGCUAUUGCGGUGUAAAACGUACAAAUGUAGCAUGCUAUAUAAAACAUUUAAAAAGUUGUGCAAAUAUUGAACUAUUGUCACCGAAAUCAAAAAUAUAUAGAGAAAAUGAAAAUCGGUCUGAAUCAGAGAAUUCGUCGAAACCUACAAAACGUAAAAGACUAUCGAAAUGUGAAAUUAAGCACGAACAUGUUACUUGUGGGGUGUGUCAUAUAAAAGUAGAAAGUCACAAAUGGGUUGAUCACAUAUGCAAAAAACACGCCUAUUUAGCGUGGAAGGAAGAGGAAGAGGAAUUGGAUGUGAACAACGCAGAGGAAGUAAAUGACCAUCUUUAUUCGAUAUCAAAAGAAAACGACGGAUUGGUUUGUGCCAAAUGUGGUAUUCGUCGUAAAUAUGUCAAGUCAUUUUUAACCCAUAUACAACAAUGUACUGGGCAAUCGACUUCGCAAGACACUACUUUAGAAGUUACGCUCAAUGAUAGUUCUAUGUUGGACGUGAUUGAUAGUACAGCAUCUUCAGACGACGGUGAUGGUGAAAAAAUUGUUAAAUGUGGAGUUUGUCACAAAGAAUUGGAACAAAAAUAUUGGCAAAAUCACCUACAAAAGGAGCACGCUUAUCUGGCUUGGAAGGAAGGACAACCAGCUUUGGAUGUGAACAACGCAGAGGAAGUAAAUGACCAUCUUUACUCGAUAUCAAAAGAAAACGACGGAUUGGUUUGUGCCAAAUGUGGUAUUCGUCGUAAAUAUGUCAAGUCAUUUUUAACCCAUAUACAACAAUGUACUGGGCAAUCGACUUCGCAAGACACUACUUUAGAAGUUACUCUCAAUGAUAGUUCUAUGUUGGACAUGAUUGAUAGCACAGCAUCUUCAGACGACAGUGAUGGUGAAAAAAUUGUUAAAUGUGGAGUUUGUCACAAAGAAUUGGAACAAAAAUAUUGGCAAAAUCACCUACAAAAGGAACACGCUUAUCUGGCUUGGAAGGAAGGACAACCAGCUUUGGAUGUGAACAACGCAGAGGAAGUAAAUGACCAUCUUUAUUCGAUAUCAAAAGAAAACGACGGAUUGGUUUGUGCCAAAUGUGGUAUUCGUCGUAAAUAUGUCAAGUCAUUUUUAACCCAUAUACAACAAUGUACUGGGCAAUCGACUUCGCAAGACACUACUUUAGAAGUUACGCUCAAUGAUAGUUCUAUGUUGGACGUGAUUGAUAGUACAGCAUCUUCAGACGACGGUGAUGGUGAAAAAAUUGUUAAAUGUGGAGUUUGUCACAAAGAAUUGGAACAAAAAUAUUGGCAAAAUCACCUACAAAAGGAACACGCUUAUCUGGCUUGGAAGGAAGGACAACCAGCUUUGAAUCUAGAAAAUGAGCAGGAGAUUAUGCAGCACUUGAACGACAUGAAUAAAAAGUAUAAUGGUUUAGUUUGUAAUAAAUGUGGUUUAACUAGAAAGUAUGUGAAAGUAUAUUUAUCUCAUGUCAAAUCUUGUGAAUCUACACUUGUUUCAAGUGCUCCACCAAGACAAGAAGGAAUUAUUAACAAAGAUUCUUAUGAGUGCGCCGUUUGUUCUGAAGUAGUUGAUCCGAAAAAUUGGAAAUCUCACGCAAUGAAGAAACACUAUAACAUUGCUUGGGUUGUAGGCGAUUAUCCAAUCGACUUAAAAAAUCCCUAUGUAGUAGAAAAUUACUUAAAAGAAUAUAAAAAAUUCAACAAGAAACUUGAAUGCUUCCUGUGUGGCAUUUCAAGAGUCUCGCUUGUCGGUUUCUAUGCUCACAUCAUACAAUGCGGGAAAAGCGAAACGGAGAUAGAAGAAUACAAAAACCAUUGUGAUAUUUGUAACUCUAAAUAUUUGUGUAUUUACAAAAAUCAACAUAUUCAAUUGCAUAGAGAACAAGAGUAUGCCAAAGAGCGAAAAAAGUUAAUGGAGGAGUCAAAGAUGAAAUUGGAGGCAAAGUAUGAAAAUGAUUUUCCGUCUGAGGGCAGACUGGCUGCUAAAAGGGCUAGGAGUUUUAUUGGAAAAUACCAAAAGUUCGAAUAUAAUUGUCCUUUGUGUGGUUUUGGAACUGACGAAGAAAAUGAUUUGGAAAAUCACAAGUGUGGAAAAAAGGAAUAUAAAGAUUAUAGUGAUUCUGAAGAGUCCAUGCGUAUAGAUGAAUCGUCUGAUGAAUCAGAGGAAGUAGAAUCAAAUUCAUCAUUAUCAGAAAAUGAAUUAAGUCACACUGUAAGGAGGCAUGGUGAUUCAAAAUCAUUUUCAACGGUGAUAAAGCGUAUUCCGUUUGAAAUACAAAAUUAUAAACAUUACUUGAACCAGAGUGCUGAAGAAUUUCGCAAAAUACAUUACACCAAUGAUACACUGUAUCCUCAAUGGCGAAAUUGCAAGUAUAAGGCCAUUCCUGAUGAAGAUAUAUCUAAAUACAUGCCGCCUAUAAACGAGUCUUGUAAAUUGUUAACUAGUCAAAGUAAUUGGAAGACUCUCAAUAAGUUUGAGGCUAUGAAGAUAAAUGGUAAGUGUUCAAAAAACACAUUAAUUUGUGUGCUAUGUUCAUUACUGGGUGCGUCGAGUCUUGGGGAUGUGGGGGUUGAAAGGGAUGUGGAGAUUGAAGGGGUUGAAGGGGGUGAUGGGGAGCGACAUUUUCUAGCGGUGAGCUGCUACAACGACAGCGAUUCUCCGCGUCUCGACAGUUCGCAGACUUUCAGCCAAGCCAACAUGUUGCAGAUAUGGGAUUUUGGAAAUCUGACAACUUCUGUUCCUAAGUUUGCACUUGGAAUAGCCCACGACUAUGGCUUUGUUUGGUCUAUCGAUUGGUGUGCAUCAGGAUCGAGAGACCUACAACAUUCGAAGACAUUCCAGAGGCUCGGACUCUUAGCUGCGGCGUGUUCUAAUGGAUUGGCUUAUAUAUUCUCAAUACCUUACCCCGCUUCCAUAACUGACAGCGAUAAAAUAAUUUAUAAUUUAACUCCAGUAGCUGAGUUAAGGCUAUGUCGAGGUGAACGAAAAAAAUUUCAAGCCACUGCGAUAAGUUGGUCUCCUCAAAGAGGUCAUUCGGUGGUCUUGGUCGGCUAUUCAGAUGGAACUACGGCUUUGUUUGAUUUGGAGAGUGAGUCACCUCUCUUGAAAGAAACUUUAGAUGGAGUAGAUAUUUUUUAUCCAUUCAUCGACGAGCGCUCUCAUAACUCAAGUAUAACCGGCGUGAGCGUGCUAGCGGGCGGGCACGCGGGGCGCGCGGCGCGGGCGGGCGCGUGGGCGCGCGGCGCGUGCGCGGCCAGCAGCGCGUCGCCGACGGGCGCGGAGACGGCGCGGCGGGGCGCCAGCGCCGUGCGCCUGCGCGCGCACCUGCCCUGCUCCGCCGUGCUGCACUACGAGCUCUGGCCCUCCGCGCUGCUCGCCGAGAACGACUGCAUCGUGACGCAGGCCGUGAACGAGCUGGACUGGUGGGGGCGCGGCCAGCGGCUGGGCGCCGUGCACGCGAGCGCCGCGUGCGCGCGGUGCGGCGCGCUGGCCGCCGCCGACCCGCCGCUGCUGCGCCGCGCCACACCGCACCCCGCGCGCGCCGCGCUCGACAAGGAGCGCGUAGCAUACAUAAAUAUGACUCCUCUGGCCACAAAGCAAACGAAACGGAAGAUUGAUGAACUAGCGAUCAAGAUAGAGCCCCGAACUUACGAGGACGCAGUGAAGUCAUACGGAAUAGAAUUUAAAUACAUAAAAGAACUUGAUAAGAAUCGUCUUAAACAGAUAUACAAUCAACCGAAGGAAAACUGUCCCGAGAGAUUUCCUCUUAACGAAAUUCCGUCAAUGGCUUUCAAUCCUUCACCGAAACAUCACAAGAAACUGGCUGUCGCAACACACGCAGGCUUCAUUUUCUUAUUAAAUAUUUAAUCGUUUUACAAUAGUAAUCGUUUGUUCUACAUUUUAAAUAAUAUCGUAAACGAAAAUAAAUCGAUUUUUAUGAAAUCUCACAA
Melitaea cinxia (Glanville fritillary) is the source of this 7098-nucleotide messenger RNA. RefSeq lists its product as uncharacterized. Gene Ontology annotation, molecular function: protein binding. NCBI's taxonomy places the organism in Eukaryota, Metazoa, Arthropoda, Insecta, Lepidoptera, Nymphalidae. Bases 398 to 7015 code for a protein of 2205 amino acids. The record is from RefSeq and is a predicted model, not a curated record. Gene Ontology annotation, cellular component: transcription factor TFIIIC complex. The transcript is spliced from 30 exons. Gene Ontology annotation, biological process: transcription by RNA polymerase III.